GGAGAGGGUUGGUGAGGCGGAGCGGCAGCACGGGCCCCUAGGAUCACAUAACAAAGUGGACGUUAUUACCGGGGAGAGAACACACCGAGCCGGAGGGGCCCUCGACGGACUAAACCCAAAGGUGGAAUUAACAUUAAAACCAAAGAGAAAGACGGUGGAUUGGAGCGACCCAUCCCGGGCGGAGAGGAGGAAGAGGGGGCGUAGAGGUUUCUGUGUCAGCCGAUGGACCGAGCGGACUGAUGAAUGAAGACUGCCUACACUAACGCCUACCGAUGCCUGGCCAAGGACCUGGACGCGUACGCUAUGAACGCGGAGAUGACGAUGGACAACAUCGCAGGUCUGCAUGGCGGGGUGAGCGUGGGGGUGGCGGCCCAUGAGGCGGACAUGAUGAGCGGACACAGCCCCCACCAGGGCCGGGGGGUCUCGGCAGGGGCACCAGGGGGGGCUGUGUCCGCUGCGUCCAGUCUACGGUUACACCAGGACCUCGCCUCGCGCUCCGCCAUGGUGUCCAGCAUGGCCACCAUCCUGGACGGCUCCGGGGACUACCGGCCGGAGCUAUCGCUGCAGCCGCUGCACCACGCCAUGAGCAUGCCGUGCGACACCUCUCCGUCGGGGAUGGGGAUGAGCGGGACGUACACCACCCUCACGCCGCUGCAGCCCCUUCCCCCGAUCUCCACCGUCUCGGAUAAAUUCCACCACGCGCACCACCACCACCACCACGCGCACCACCAGCACCAGCGCCUGUCCGGGAACGUCAGCGGGAGCUUCACCCUGAUGCGGGACGACCGGGGGCUGCCGACAAUGAACAACAUCUACAACCCCUACAAGGACCCCAUGUCCGGGAUGGGUCAGAGCCUCUCCCCGGUGCUAGGCUCUAUCCACAACACCCAGCAGGCGCUCCACUACGGCCCCGCGACGCACGCAGCGGGGCACGACAAGAUGCUGGCCGCCGCCGCCAACUUCGACGCCCACCACACCGCCACCAUGCUGGCCCGGGGAGACCCCCACCAGCAUCGGGGCCUGGCGGGCCCCCCGGCCGGCAUGAUGCCGCACUUAAACGGGAUGCACCACUCUGGCUCGGUGGGCCACCACCCCCAGCUGCAGUCCCCCUCCCACGGGCAGGUGUUGAGCUCCAGUCGGGAGAGACCCCCCUCUUCCUCGGGGUCACAGGGGGGGAACGGCUCGGGCCAGCUGGAGGAGAUCAACACCAAGGAGGUGGCACAAAGGAUCACGGCGGAGCUGAAGCGCUACAGCAUCCCGCAAGCCAUCUUCGCCCAGCGGGUGCUUUGUCGCUCCCAGGGAACCCUCUCCGACCUCUUGCGGAACCCCAAGCCCUGGAGUAAGCUCAAGUCCGGCCGGGAGACUUUCCGGCGGAUGUGGAAGUGGCUCCAAGAGCCCGAAUUCCAGCGGAUGUCUGCCCUUCGGCUAGCAGCCUGCAAAAGAAAGGAGCUGGACCCAAGCAAAGACCGCCACAACACACCAAAGAAGUCCCGGCUGGUGUUCACCGACCUGCAGCGGCGCACCCUGCUGGCCAUCUUCAAGGAGAACAAGCGUCCGUCUAAGGAGAUGCAGCUGACCAUCUCCCAGCAGCUGGGCCUGGAGCUCACCACCGUCAGCAACUUCUUCAUGAACGCCCGGCGCCGCAGCCUGGACAAGUGGAUGGACGAGGGCUGCAGCCCCGGGGGCAUGUCCUCCGCCUCCAGCACCUGUACCAAAGCUUAG
Gadus chalcogrammus (walleye pollock) is the source of this 1722-nucleotide messenger RNA. It is a transcript of the gene onecut2, whose product is annotated as one cut homeobox 2. Gene Ontology annotation, biological process: regulation of transcription by RNA polymerase II. NCBI's taxonomy places the organism in Eukaryota, Metazoa, Chordata, Actinopteri, Gadiformes, Gadidae. The coding region runs from base 244 to 1722 and encodes 492 amino acids. Gene Ontology annotation, cellular component: nucleus. Gene Ontology annotation, molecular function: RNA polymerase II cis-regulatory region sequence-specific DNA binding; DNA-binding transcription factor activity, RNA polymerase II-specific. The record is from RefSeq and is a predicted model, not a curated record. The transcript has 2 exons.